Molecule: messenger RNA, 579 nt
Organism: Sphaerodactylus townsendi
Lineage: Eukaryota; Metazoa; Chordata; Lepidosauria; Squamata; Sphaerodactylidae
Product: testis-specific H1 histone-like
Exons: 1
Coding region: 1-579 (192 amino acids)
Biological process (GO): nucleosome assembly
Cellular component (GO): nucleosome
Molecular function (GO): DNA binding
Source: RefSeq, a predicted model, not a curated record
AUGGCCCAGGGAGAGCAGUUAGGCGACGCUCUUCUUGUAGAGGAAGAAACUUCAAGGGCCGUUUUGUCUACUUCUCCCAAGAAGCGAGGAAAGAGCAGCGCCUCCUACAAAGCGACGAAGCUGCCUUAUUCGUUGUCUCAGCUGAUCCUUCAGGCUGUCGAGAGCUGCGCCGGCCGCAAAGGGCUUUCUUUGCCCGCCCUCAAGAAGCAGCUCACCGAAGCGGGUUACAACCUGCGCAGAAACAGCCGCCGCCUCAAAAGAGAAUUGAACACCUUGGUCUCCCAUGGCUUGUUGACCCGCGUCGCUGGCACCACCGGGGCUUCGGAGUCCUUCAAGGCGAAAAAGGCGGGCAAAUCCGAGCCGGGAAAAAAGACAAAGGCCGCAGCAGCAGCCAAGAAGUCGCCCAAGGUGAACAGGGAGCCGCCAAAGAAGAAGGCCCAGAAGAAGCAGGCGCCGGCUAACAAACCGAGAAAUCUGCACAGGAGAAGCACAGCCAAUUCUGGGAAAAAGAAUCCGCUCAACAGCCACCCCGCAGGAUCAAAUAGGAGCGCUCCAGUAAAGCGAACGAGAAGAAAGUAA